UCAUGUGACGCCUGGAUGUUUCCUUCCCUUGCACUGUAGCAUUUGGUGUCUCUCGCUGCAGGAGCACUGGGUUGAAUCUCUCCUCUGAAACUGUGCAUAGCUUGGACUAAAGUUCAGACUAUGUUAUCAAACAGGAAUCCCCUUGAUUCAUUGUCUCUCUAAGGCAGGGGAGCUGGGAACACCCCCAGGAUCCGGGAACAGCUGAAAUGUUUCUCGCAGACAUUUGAGGCAGAAUCCAGAGGAAGAGAGAUCAGAGAGAGACUGGAGACCCCAACAGCCAUGGCCUCCUCCCUUUCAGGCUUGGACAUGCAAGAGGAAGUCAUCUGCCCCAUCUGCCUGGAGUACCUGACCGACCCGGUGAGCGUAGACUGCGGGCACAACUUCUGCCGAGGCUGCGUCACCCAGUACUGUGCGGAAUGGGCGGGACGCGGAUCCCUGAUGUGUCCCGUCUGCAGAUCCCAAAUUCUGAAAGGGAACCUCAGGCCCAACUGGCAGCUGGGAAACCUCGUGGAAAAAAUGAAACACGUGGCUGUGUGCGCGAGGCACAAAAAGACCCUGGAUCUGUUUUGUGAAGAGGACAGGGAGGCCGUGUGUGUGGUUUGUGAGAGAUCCCUCCAGCACAGAUCUCACACAGUGCUUCUCAUAGAGGAGGCUGGCCAGAAGUACAAGGAAAAAAUCCAGGACCAUUUGAAGACUCUGACGGAAGAGAGAGAAAAGCUGCUGGGAUUUAAAGUGACUGGAGAGGGGAAAAGCCGGGAGUAUCUGAAACAAACACAAACCGAGAGGCAGAAGAUUGUGUCUGAAUUUCAGCAACUGCGGCAGUUCCUGGAGGAACAAGAGCGACUCCUGCUGGCCCAGCUGGAGAAGCUGGACGAGGAGAUUGUGAGGAUCCAGAAUGAAAAUGUCACCAAACUCUCCGAGGAGAUUUCCCAUCUCAGUGAGCUGAUCUGUGAGAUGGAGGGGAAGUGUCAGAAGCCAGCGAGUGAAUUCCUGCAGGAUGUCAGAAGCACCUUGAGCAGGUGUGAGAAGUGGAAGUUCCAGCAGCCGGUGGAAACUUCUCCUGACCUGGAAAAGAGACUCAGUGUUUUGUCUCAUAAAAAUGUUGCUUUAAUGGAGACUCUGAGGCAGUUCAAAGACACUCUGCCGUCGGAGCUGGAGAGCAAAGGAUGGAAAUGCCUAGGAUCACAGAGAGAGGACACUCUGCCAUCUGAACUGGAGCAGGGAAGGGGAAAAUAUUUGGGAUCACACGCCAACGUGCACAUGACUCUGGAUCCAGACACGGCUCAUCCCCAACUCGUCCUGUCUGAGGAUAGGAAAACCGUGAGAUAUGGACGCCUAUGGAACAAACUGCCCAACACGACCAAGAGAUUUGAUUACGAGCGCUGCGUGCUGGGCAGUGAGGGAUUCACCUCAGGGAGACAUUGCUGGGAGGUGGAGGCAGGGGAGCGAGGGGGCUGGGCCAUGGGGGUGGCCAGAGAGUCUCUGGGGAGGAAGGGAGAGAUCAGCUUUAACCCUGAGGGGGGGAUCUGGGCUAUGGAGUACUGGGAGGGUCAGUACUGGGCUCUCACUGACCCCCUGACUCCUCUGCCCCUGAGCCAGGUCCCCAGGAGGAUCUGGGUUUAUCUGGACUACAAACAGGGGCAGGUGGCAUUUUUUAAUGCCGAUAACGAAUCCUUGAUCUUCACUUUCCCGCCGGCCUCUUUUGCUGGGGAGAGAAUCCGUCCUUUCUUUGUGGUCUGGGAAACCGAGUCCCAGCUCAGACUGUGUGCCUGAGACCUGGAGAAGGGGAAUAAAAAAAUUCAAACAAGUUCAGGGAGGACAGGUCCCUCAAUGGUAAUUAGCCAGGAUGGGCAGGGACACAACCCCAUGCUCCGGGUGUCCCUAAGCCUCUGACUACUAGCAGCUGGGACUGAACAACAGGGGAUGGAUUGCUCAAAAUGGUCCUGUUCAUUUCCUCUUAAGCAUCUGCAGCAUCGGCCAGUGUCGGAAGACAGGAUAUGGGCUAGAUGGACCAUUGGUCUGACCCAGUAUGGCUGUUUGCUCCCAGUAAGAUCAGAGCAUAUCAAAUGAGCUGCUCUAGCCUUAAACAUCCCACUCUCUGUGACCCUGGAGGACUCCCAUCUCUCCUAGCCCCCAGGCUCCUUUUCUCUGUCACCCUGGCAGUAACAAUGUCUCGGUGUGUCUAGUCUGGGCUGUCAAAACUAUAGAGGGGUGUGAUCUGCAUAGACAAGCCUAUCCCAUCGCAGCCAGGGUCAGCCACCCCGUCUGUCCCUUGCUCUGUGGCUCUGGACCAGCGGUUCUCAACCUAGUUACCAUUAUAGGCCACAUAUGCAGCUCUCUAGAGCUUAUGUGGGCUGCAUCCACACACUAUAUAUGUACACACCAUGUGCCUGGCCCUGAGGAUGUCACAUGGGCCACAGCUGUGUGCUGAUUGGGCUGCAGGUUGAGAACCUCUGCUCUGAGCUGAGGUAGGGAGACCAAGGGAUGGGGAGGGUGAUAUAGGGACUGGAGAAGGUGACGUUGGGGCCCUGGGGAGGAGUUGCAGUGGGGGCACCUGGAGAGGGUGAGCUGGCUGUGGGGAUGGGAGUAGCAGGGACAGGGCAGAGGGGAGAGAAGAAAUGAGAAAAGGAAUUAAAGUAAAAAAGACAAUAUGGAGAAUUGAGAGGAAAAGGGGGGGUUGUUACAGGGUCCACUCACCACUGGGGUGCCUCUGCCUAAUAGCUCCACUUUGGUGCUGGGAUGUUCUCUGGCAGUCUCCCCCUGUCUCUGCAACUCCAGCUGCCCCUUCUCCCCAACUUGGCCCUCCGGCUAGGUCACCUUGUGGGUCUCCCCCUUCCUGGGUACCCAAGUCUUCCAACGCAAAUUGUCCCAGGCGGUCUGCUCUACAUUGCCUGGUUUGUGCCAGUGGCUGGUAGGGGAACCCGGGCCCACCCUGUCAUUUGCCUUGCUGCUUUUCCCCUGAGCCUUUCCUGCCA
This is a messenger RNA of Terrapene triunguis (Three-toed box turtle), 2975 nucleotides long. Its product is annotated as zinc finger protein RFP-like. Gene Ontology annotation, molecular function: zinc ion binding; protein binding. The record is from RefSeq and is a predicted model, not a curated record. Lineage: Eukaryota; Metazoa; Chordata; Testudines; Emydidae. The transcript has 9 exons. The coding region runs from base 280 to 1773 and encodes 497 amino acids.